This is a messenger RNA of Zootoca vivipara (common lizard), 2276 nucleotides long. RefSeq names its product olfactory receptor 11A1-like. Gene Ontology annotation, biological process: G protein-coupled receptor signaling pathway. NCBI's taxonomy places the organism in Eukaryota, Metazoa, Chordata, Lepidosauria, Squamata, Lacertidae. Gene Ontology annotation, cellular component: membrane. The record is from RefSeq and is a predicted model, not a curated record. Gene Ontology annotation, molecular function: olfactory receptor activity; G protein-coupled receptor activity.
AUUCAAAGAAGUGUGACUAGCCCAAGGUCACCCAGCAGCUGCAUGUGGAGGAGCGGAGACGCGAACCCGGUUCCCCAGAUUACGAGUCUACCACUCUUAACCACUACACCACAUUUUAAAUCUCAGUCUAAUCCUCUGCACAGCCCUAGUCAUUACCAUUGUAAUUCAAUUUGUGUUUCACUUAAUGUAAGCCCUCUGUCAUAUACAGUGCUAUUUGUUCCAGAAAAAGAGGUGCCAGAACUCACCAUGAACGCCUCCCUUGUUCUCUUAUAAUGGCAAUGGUGCCCACCUGGGAGGUGCCGGAACUGAGUCCCAGUGACCUCUGGUUGACAAAUCCCCCCUGGUCAUAUAUAUAUGUCAAUGUUUUUCUCAAUAUUGUCUGAUUUUUUUCAGAUGUCAAUGAAGAGCAAUGAGGAAGAUGGAAAUCAAACAGAGCCCACAACAUUCAUCCUCUUGGACUUUAAUAAUGAAGACCUGCAGGUUUUAUUUUCUGUGCUGUUUCUACCUAUCUACCUUGUGACCAUGGCUGGAAACAUCCUCAUUAUUCUAUUAGUGGUGAAUAAUCAGCACCUCCACACACCUAUGUAUUUCUUCCUGGGAAAUCUCUCCUGCUUGGAGACUUGCUACAGCUCAGCCAUCAUGCCGAGGAUGCUGGUCAGUUUUCUGACUGGAGACAGAACCAUUUCUGUUCAUGGAUGCUUUGCACAGCUGUUUUUCUUUGGGUGUCUUGCAGGAACAGAAUGUUACUUCCUAGCAGUGAUGUCAUAUGAUCGCUAUUUAGCAAUUUGCAAGCCACUGCAUUAUGUAAUGCUCAUGAAUGGAAGAAUUUGCAUCAUGCUUAUUGUUGGAUCAUGGGUCAGUGGAUCAUUGGGUAUUAGUGUCCUAAUAUAUUUGGUAUCUCAGCUAAGAUUCUGUGGGCCCAACCAUAUCAAUCAUUUUUUCUGUGAUUUCUCCCCCAUGGUAAGACUUUCGUGCAAUGAGACUGAUGUGGUUGAAAAGACAGCGUUCAUUGUCUCCUCUUUAGCUACACUACCUCCCCUUCUAAUAACUGUGUCAUCUUAUGUGUGUAUUAUCAAAAGCAUUUUAAGAAUCCCAUCCACCAUUGGUAAACAAAAGGCAUUCUCUACAUGCUCUUCUCACCUGACUGUGGUUGCUUGCUUCUAUGGCUCCCUGAUGAUAGUCUAUGUCUUACCAAACAACAUUUCCUUGAUUGAUCUGAAGAAACUAUUAUCUUUGUUAUACACUAUGCUCACCCCUCUGGUCAACCCCCUUGUGUACAGUCUGAGGAACAAAGAAGUAAAAGAUGCGGCAAAGAAAACUUUCAAGCUGCUUCUGAGAGCUCACUAAAUUUCUGGUAAACAUGUGGAGGAGACCACUGGUGCUAUUGGCUUUAUGAUGUGAAUGUUUUACUGGGACUGAUUCUGAAGAUAAUUAAUUAACAUAUUUUGCCCCUGACUUCUUUAUCAAAGCAGGAAUUUGACCUUGUAUUAAUAAUAUACCUUAGCUUCAUAUUGAUAUUGAGUCCAGCAUCAAGAGAAAGGAUUAUAGAAAUAUGUCACACUGUGGUUGUGACAAGAGAAACCUCACAGCGCAUCAUAAAACUACCUUAAACUACCUUAAAGGAAAAGCGGAAUCAUAUGUCGUCAGCCCGUUGUUCCACUGUGUUGCCGAUACUGACUGAAGGCAGCUCCCCAGAAUCUCAGGCGGGACUCUCUGCAAGACUUACCAGCAGAUGCCAGGAACUGAACUUGGGAUUUUCUGUGUACAACCACUGAACUAUGGUCCUCCCCAAAAUGCAAAAUAUACACCUAACUGCAACAUUUUUAAAAGUAGCUCUCCUUCAAAAUUAGCACAUCUCCAAAUUUUGCAAUGCAGGCCUUUCACCAAGUAAUAUGUACAAAAAGAAAUACAUUAGCAUGUUUUUGCAAAGCACUUUCCUCACAUAUAACAAACAUUCCCAUCUUAUUUUUUCUAAUGUACUGUAUGCAAAAAUAUGUUUAUUUAGAGAAAGUCACACUACAAUUCUUAAGCAUUUUCGUGAGUACUUAUUAUUUGUUCUGCUUUUAAAAUACAAACCGCUUGGGCCACUGGAGUUAUGAAUGGAAAAAUCUGAAACUGAGAGAAACAAAAACUGCAUGUUUUGUUCAGUCCUCAUCACAGUGCUGGGGCAGGUGGAGCUGAUGAGGAUGAAAAUCACUAUCUCUCUGAACAUCUCAUCAUUUUCUGAGUGAAAAGGGAGGAGUAACAAUCCUCCUCAUGCUAUCUGCAUGGAUUAU